UAGUCAAAGCAGAUUCGUCAGAAUUGCCGCACAUUGUCGCCAUGCCGGGAAGGUCAUCCGGCCCAUAUGGCUCAAUCCCCUUGGACCAGGCCAAGCCCAACCGGCCAAGGCUUCUGAUUCUGCCAUUGGGGUACUGCAUAUUGGUGCCAUGGGCUAUCUUCAGUGCAGCUCUUUGGGUUCGAUCCUUCCAUAUCCACUACCUGCAUCCAACGGCCGCAUUGGUCCUUGAGGUGAUGGCCUGGCUCUUUGCAGUGUGCUUGGCAUUCUUUGCACUUGGCCGACAAGCGCGCCGCUUAAAGGGUGAGGCUGUCGAUGCUUCGUGGAUCAACUUCAUGGCAUUGAGCUUGCUGCUGGCCCUCGUCACGGCAGGGAUAUUGGGAGAGUAUAACUUCAAGGUAAACAUGGAACCAUACUACGAUGUGGUUACAUUGCAGACCUAUACUGACAUAGAUCCUGUGAAUGCCAGGGGCGAAAAGCUCUUGGAUGCGGGCCGCAUCGUGUUCACCAAGGCGUCACAUUUAGACAUCAAUCGCUCCAUGGGCUACAUGGACACGGAGACUUGGUGCGUUGCGCCUGUCACGACCCGAAGUUUGGAUGCCAAUAGCACAGAGCCAGCUGUCCUGGACUUUUGGGCCAUUGGCAAGAACUGCUGUUCAGGCAGCACUGGCGGAGACUUUCGAUGUGGGUCGUGGUCCAGCCACUUGGCGCACGGCGGCUUGCGGCUUCUCAACGAUGACGAGCGCCCAUUGUACAGGUUGGCAGUUCAUCAAGCGGAGGCUGCCUACAACAUCCAGGUGCAACAUCCAAUCUUUCUCUACUGGAUGCCGGAGCCAAUCGAGGAAGUGGACGCCUACAGCCACAGCGGGCGCAGGUUUUUCCGCGUUGCCGUGCUGUCUUACCUGUGCUUCCAGCUGAGCCUGGUGUUCAUGUCGGUCUUGUGUAUCUCCAAGCUUGCUCGGUUAUGAUGCCGCUAGUGAAGCAGCUCGUGGAUCUUAGCGGCAGUGCGCAGACGUUGCUGUAGCAAACCUAUGUUUGCCGCUAUGCAUCUUAUGGAA
Molecule: messenger RNA, 1055 nt
Organism: Effrenium voratum
Lineage: Eukaryota; Dinophyceae; Suessiales; Symbiodiniaceae
Source: the annotation of a GenBank genome assembly